Messenger RNA from Olea europaea var. sylvestris, 815 nucleotides. RefSeq lists its product as uncharacterized. The record is from RefSeq and is a predicted model, not a curated record. The transcript is spliced from 3 exons. Lineage: Eukaryota; Viridiplantae; Streptophyta; Magnoliopsida; Lamiales; Oleaceae. The coding region runs from base 72 to 566 and encodes 164 amino acids.
CACUCCCUUGGAACCAACGUAGGGAGAAGAAGGUGAUCUUUUCUUCAAGUAUAAACAGUUUCGCGAAGAAAAUGACAAGAAUUUGGGGCAUGAUUACAACAAUAGCUUCAAGGGUUGUACCUUUGGCCAUCGGGUCUUCUUUCUGUAGUCACCAUUUAAUCCGCUCUGUCAGCCGCGCCGGACUCUCUAGAAAGCUCUUUCACAGGUUAUUUCCUUCAUCUCUCCAUUACUACUCCACCAGGUCGACCAUCCAAGAGUUAUUUAUGCGAGGAAUGGAGUCGCAAGAGGAAGAGGAGAAGCUGAAGAAAUUCGAAUUGUCAAAUUUUCGUUUGAGCAGGAAAGACGAAGCCGAAACAAUUCAUGUUGAAAUUCUUAAGGUUGGUGCCGUUAGUGCUGAGUCAGGCAAUUAUAAGAACAAGGCAAACCUAUCUGUUGUCUUUGGUCUCAUGAAGAAGGGGCUGUUUUUAUCAUUGUAUUGUACUGUAUAUACAGACAAGAUUUCUCUUGACAGCUUGCGUGUUGAAGAAAAUAGAGUCGGCCAUUAUGUUGGAAUACCUUAUUCAUGAGGCUCAUAUCUUGUUUGUCGAGGCUUUUGUAGGGUACUUGUUGGUACUAUUGAUCAUGAAAAGUAGCUGUGGUGGCCAUAAAAAGUCCUGAACAAGCUAAAUUUAGAGUAGAACGGUGACUCUUGAUGGUCGUAAAAUAUUUGGCACAAGUCAUGGGAUCCUAGAGGAAUACAUUGAUGUUUUAAAUUUCUAAGAAGAGAAUGUGAACGUCAAAAAGGUAAUGGCUUGUUCGUUAUUAAUUUUGUUGAA